Penaeus vannamei (Pacific white shrimp) is the source of this 1347-nucleotide messenger RNA. NCBI's taxonomy places the organism in Eukaryota, Metazoa, Arthropoda, Malacostraca, Decapoda, Penaeidae. The record is from RefSeq and is a predicted model, not a curated record.
AUGACGCGAUGGGCUCACGAACUGACAUUUUACGACUUUGAGCUUCUUUAUAAGCCGGGACGGGUCCACCACGUCCCUGACUUGCUCAGUCGUCAGAUCGCAGCCAUUGCUGAUCUCGAUAGCCCCUUGCUGCAACCAGACUUGGUGGAGCGUCAUCAGAGAGAUGAUCCCCUCUGGCAACAGCUCAUAGAGUAUCUGGAGGAAGGCCGCCUUCCGCCGAGGCGUAUCCCUCUUCCCCUAGACCAAUUCGAACUUCGGGACCGAGUCUUAUAUCAUGUCAAGUCCAAUAAUGAACGAGCUCUGCUUCAGCUCGUAAUCCCAAGGUCGCUGCGCGGCGCCGCUUUGGAUGCGGUCCAUGCCGUACCGUCCGCCGGACAUCAGGGCGUUCACAGGACGUAUCAGCGGCUAAGGGAUCAUUUUUACUUUCCCGGGAUGUUGGCCGCAUCCCGGAAAUAUGUCGCAUCAUGCACGGCAUGUCAACGGAGGAAAGGGGCGAUCGCCCGAACUCCCCUAGUCCCGGACGGAGCGGGUCUCCGUGGAUAUCCUCACUCUUACCCCUUCGGCACGUGGAAACAAGUGAAGUCGCUCUUCACCACAGUCUACCAUCCGCAAGCCAACGGUAUGGUGGAGAGGGUGAAUCGGGUGGUCAAGGACGCCCUGAGCACGCUCCAAAUGGAUGAUCCUGAUUGUUGGGACGAUCUAUUACCGUAUGUGAGGUUUGCCAUCAAUUCCUCCAUACACCGGAGCGUAAACGACGUCCCUUUGUACCUUCUCACAGGUCGGGACAGUCAUUUUCCGCUCGUGGGAUCAAACCACGUAAUCUAUGCCGAAGGGGCCUUGCCCUCAUUAAGAUCAAAACUCCGAGCAGCUCGGGUGGCCGCUGGUGAGGCCGCCCGAAAGGCUCGUGAGCGUUGGACCGCCGAUCACGAUCGAAGGCGGCGGGCUCGACCGCGGGAGUAUAACGAAGGGGAUCUGGUCUUUGUGCAUCGCAGCGUUAUCCUGCACCCCAGUCACGGAACCAGACCCCUGGGUCCCCGAUGGUUAGGGCCAGUCCGGGUCUUGAAAAAGCUCGGGCCCGUGGCUUAUGUGGUGAGGAGACCGAAUUCAGAUGGGCAGGAAGUCACUUUGCACCCAAAUAAAUUUAAGGCAUUUCGGGUCACUGCGGAAUUCGUCCCUCCGGACGACUUUCCCCGUUUGGACGGCACAGCCCCUCCAGACCCGGAAUCGGACAUGGGACCUUUACAAGAUCCCGGUGCUGAUGACCUCUUGGAUUCGGAAUCCUCGGCCCCGUCAUCGGAGGGGGUAGACGAUGAACCAUGGGACCCUGGGUCUGACUGGGACGAGUAG